AUGAUAUGGCUUACAUGUGUGUAUUUUUACCUUGCGGUUGGUAAAAUGUUAGAAGGUAAUAUAUAAUAACCGUUCCUUAACUUGCAUUUUUUUACCCCUAGGCUACUAUGUAGGGAUUCGGGCGGGGAAACGGAAUCUAUGCUCCUUAAUGAGACAGUACCGCAGUGGGUUAUCGAUAUCACAGUAGAUAAAAACAUGCCCAAAUUCAAUAAAAUUCCAUUCUACCUCCAGCCUCAUUCAUCAUCUGGUGCAAAAACUCUAAAAAAAGACCGACUAUCAGCGAGUGACAUGCUGCAAGUCAGAAAAGUGAUGGAACAUGUUUAUGAGAAAAUUAUCAAUGUAGAUACAGAGUCACAGACGACCAGUUCCUCAAAUAAUGAAAAACCCGGAGAGCAGGAGAAAGAUGAAGAUAUUGCAGUGCUGGCAGAAGAGAAAAUAGAGCUGUUGUGUCAGGACCAGAUUUUAGAUCCCAAUAUGGACCUUCGGACUGUAAAGCACUUCAUAUGGAAAAGCGGAGGUGACCUCACUCUCCAUUAUCGACAAAAAUCCACGUGAGAGGAGUGACAGAAGAAGUUGGUCAAAUUCUAACCUUGAUAUUACUGUACUGGUAUAAGGAGUAGUCCUGUAUAGAAGCCUGCUAAACUCCUGCAGAGACUUGCUCUUUGAGCCAGCUUGGAGUAACAUUUCAUGUUUAGCUUAUAUCCCUGUAAUACACAAAGAAACUUCCAUGGCCAUCUGCAAUGAUUAUGUUUGCAAUCAGUUGUUUGUACAGAGAUCCACUCACUUAUUAUUCCACGUUUGUGCUCCUAAAGCUAAUUAUUAACUAUCUCAUUGUAGUAGAUUAUUUUAGCCAUGGAAGUUUUUUAAUUUAAAUUGCAGCUUGCUCCCUGUAUGUUUAUAUACAUUCCAUUUGUCUAGUAUAUUCAGCUAUUAGGUCAGACAGUAUGAAACGUCUCAAGACCACAGAGAAGUUGCUAAUCUUUUAUUAAACAUAAACAUUUUUAUAGAGAGAAGUACUAGAAUUGCUAUGUUAAAUUAAUUGCAGAGGCUAAACCUUCUUGCAAGAGGAAUUGGGAAAAAAAUAACCUUUAUGUGCUUGAUCGGUCCUGUGAUGCUGUGCAUCAUUAAAUUAAAGACUGCUCUUGUCAUUUAUAAAAUGAUUUUCUCUCUUGUCCGUAUAUUUUGUAACAAAACAGAGAUUUGUCAUUAUGGAACCAUUUCUGAUAAUUUAGGUUUGAAAAUAAUUUAGCAAAUUUCAUAUACAUUUAGUUUGUAUGCCAAUACUUUGAUGCAUUUUAGGAUGUAUACUCGGUUUUCAAAGAUGUGUAAAUUAUCUGCCUAAACUGUUUAUCUGAGAAGUAUUUAAAUGGGUUUAAAGUAAACAAGUUGACAAUUUA
This is a messenger RNA of Bombina bombina (fire-bellied toad), 1397 nucleotides long. Its product is annotated as WD repeat-containing protein 48-like. Bases 139 to 555 code for a protein of 138 amino acids. Lineage: Eukaryota; Metazoa; Chordata; Amphibia; Anura; Bombinatoridae. The transcript is spliced from 4 exons. Gene Ontology annotation, molecular function: ubiquitin binding. The record is from RefSeq and is a predicted model, not a curated record. Gene Ontology annotation, biological process: double-strand break repair via homologous recombination; protein deubiquitination.